CCGGGGCGGGGCAAGGAGGCUGGGGCCGCGCGGGUCGCUGAGGUUGCGGCGGCAUCGCGGCCCUGUGCCUGGUCCGUCUGCUCGUCCGUCUGUCUGUCUCGCCAUGGCUGUGCCGGUGGCCUCUCCGCGGACCCUGUUGUUGCUGCUGCUGGUGCUGCCGCCGCCUCCGGGUGCCCAGGGUGAGCUGUGCAGGCCUGCUGGCGAAGACAACCUGAUCCCAGCGUCCUGCCCUGAUUUCUGCUGCGGUUCCUGUUCCAGCCAGUAUUGCUGCUCUGAUGUGCUGAAGAAAGUCCGGUGGGAUGAGAAUUUGUGCACUGAGCCAGAGGCCAGAUUUUCCACCCACCCCGAGACACUGGAGCAGCUGGGUUCCGCACUGAGAUUUCGAUCCAGUUUUGACACUGACACCGUGUCAGGGUUUGGAGCGACUGUCGCCAUUGGCCUGACCGUCUUUGUGGGGUUCAUCGCCACCAUCAUCAUAUGUUUUACCUGCUCCUGCUGCUGUCUCUAUAAGAUGUGCCGCCGACCACGCCCUGUUGUGACCAACACCACAACCACCACCGUGGUUCAUACCCCUUACCCUCAGCCUCCAAGUGUGGCGCCCAGCUACCCUGGACCAACAUACCAGGGCUACCACCCCAUGCCCCCCCAGCCAGGAAUGCCAGCAGCACCCUACCCAACGCAGUACCCACCACCCUACCUGGCCCAGCCCAUGGGGCCACCAGCCUACCACGAGACCUUGGCUGGAGGUUCAGCUGCACCCUACCCUGCCAGCCAGCCUCCAUACAAUCCGGCCUACAUGGACCCCCCAAAGGCAGCUCCCUGAGCCUGCCCCCACCUCUCUGGCUGCCAUUUGACUGUCAUGUGUGAGUGAGUGGCAUGCAAUUCUUUACUGCUCUCUGUGGUGUAUGUGCCUUGUCUAACCCUGUGACUCCUGAUGCUGACCAGGCAGGCACAACACUUACCAGUGUGGCUUGGGACCAACCUGUUUUCUUCCUCACUUGAAUUAUACUUUCUGAAAUCUCAAGUAAAUUAGAAACAUUAGGGUAUGAGGCAUUUCCCAGUUCACCCCAAGGUGACCAGACAUGGCCUGUCACACUUAGGAGAGUAAGCUUUUUUGUGGAUUCAUGUCCUGCUCUGGGGAGUGACCAGCUAGCUGCUGGUCAGGGCCAUGGCUUGUCCCCAGGGCUUGGCUGCAUCUUGCAGUGAGGCAGGUAGGUGGGCAGAACCAGGGGCCUGGCUGAAGCUCAGUGCGUGGGUCAGGUCCCGAUGUCAAAGCACACCAGGCAGAGCCCCAUCUGCCCACCACCAGCUGUCUGGACUGUCCAGUGUCUUUCCUAGGACUAUGUAGAGGUCCACAUGCACUCAACAUUCAGACUGCAGUGAGAAAGCUUUUCUACCUUUGCUGCCUGGCUCCUGCCACUAGGUAAGGGGCCUCUGUCCCCCACACGCGCCUGUUUCUCCUUGCAGUGUCUUGUUUUACUUUUAGCCAAACAUUUUGCCUAUUUUCUGUCUCCAGAUGUGUGAUAGUUGGUGUGAGGUUGAAAUCCCUGGUUCCUGGAGGGUAACCUGACCUCUGAUAAUCUGUUUCCCUUGACACCAGCCUCAUAGAAUACCUGACUCCUUUAUAGCAACCAAGUUUGUCCCGGCAGCACAGAUGCCAGGGCCAAGGGGCUACCUGAACCAAAGCAGGGGUGGGGGCUUAGAUGGUAGCUCUGGCCCAGACAGGAACCCUACCUCCAUGUUCCCUGUUGGUUGCUGUCCCACCAGCUGUCCUAGCUUUGUCUGUUGGUGUGUUUUUGAGCAUCCAGGCUCUGCACCUUUGUUUAUAAUAAAUGAAAACAUUUGGA
Molecule: messenger RNA, 1847 nt
Organism: Mesocricetus auratus (golden hamster)
Lineage: Eukaryota; Metazoa; Chordata; Mammalia; Rodentia; Cricetidae
Gene: Shisa5
Product: shisa family member 5
Exons: 6
Coding region: 104-823 (239 amino acids)
Biological process (GO): positive regulation of canonical NF-kappaB signal transduction
Cellular component (GO): endoplasmic reticulum
Source: RefSeq, a predicted model, not a curated record